This is a messenger RNA of Monodelphis domestica (gray short-tailed opossum), 1118 nucleotides long. NCBI's taxonomy places the organism in Eukaryota, Metazoa, Chordata, Mammalia, Didelphimorphia, Didelphidae. The record is from RefSeq and is a predicted model, not a curated record.
AUGGUGAUUGCUAGCAAAACACAAACCUAGUAAUGGAGCCCUUAUACCAGGAAUACCUAACAAAUCAUGGAACUGUAGUAAAACCUUAUUAUUGGUUGGCCUUGACUCUAGACUGUUCUAAGUGCCCUUAUCACAUCCAGACAGGGGAAGAAGCAAGAGUUACUCAUACUGAAUUUUAUCAGCUCUUUGGAUUCCCUUGUGGGCCUAGUCCUCAAACAAAACAUCUCACAUUUUAUGAAUUAAAAACAUCUUCUGGCAACCUGGUGCAAAAGGGUCAGGCUUCAAGUUGCACAGAGUAUGAUACACACCCAGAAUCUAUGUUAUUUGAGAUGGGUAGUUAUCUUGAGUCACUCAUACAUAACAAUGACAACAGUGAACAGAUCAGUCUUUAUUCUAACUACUGUCCUUGUAAUGAAGCCAACCAUUGCUGCAUCAGCAAAAUGUACAACUUUCUGAUGAGAUAUCCAGACGUCAACCUCAAUGUAUAUUUCUCUCAGCUUUAUCAUGCGGAGACUAACUUCCCUGUUUCAGCAUGGAACUGUGAAGCUUUACAGAGUCUGGCUAGUUUAUGGCCUUAGGUCACUCUGAACCCAAUUAGUGGUGGAAUCUGGCAUUAUCUUCUCUAUCAUUUUGUGAGUGAUGUCUCCGGGGCAAUUCUUUACCAACCACUUUGGCUUGCAAGAGCACUGGCUGACAGACACAAUGCUUAUGAAAUCAGAGCAAUCACAGGAGUGAAACCACACUUCAUUGAUGUACUUCCCCAGACAACAGUGAACCCAAACACAAAAGCUCAGCUGGAUUUACAGAAAUGCCCUUUAAGCAAUGUAUUCCCUCAGGAGUCUUCUCAAGUGAUGAACAACCAACUACCACUCAUGAUGAUGACUCCAGAACAGAGGACACCUAUAAUUUUUAUGUUAGUGCCUUUUGGAGAGCAACAACCACUCAGUGUAGGUCAAAACCCAUCCAAGCCAAAAAACAUUGUAAGGCACUUAAACAUGCCUCGGAUGUUAUUAAAGGAAACCAAAGACCCCAGAGGACCCCGUGCUGGAAAACUAGUGGAGACUGUGGAAAUCAUAGAACAAUUUUCAGACACUAAAGAAGUAAGAAAGAAAAAAGAA